UACAACGGUGUUUCAGCGGGGAGGUCGAGAGGAUUUGUCUAGUAAUAAGAGGGAUUGGAGUUGGGGCCGGCCGACUGCUCUGCUCCAGUCCGACGCGAGCAAAUCCAGGGACCGAAAUCACGCUCUCGGUUGCAGAGAUAUAGCCAGGAAACGGCUGUGGUCGUUGGAGGAUUCUAAUUUUAUACGAGUAGAAAGAAAGGGAGUCCGAAGGGUGAUCCUACUCUUCUCCAGAUGCAGAGUUCGAGUCGUGAUCCUCCAGAGCUCUAGGCGGACAACAUAAUUCUAAGAUUAUGCGGCGGAAGUUUGGCUCUAAUUUUACGAGUAUAAAUCAAGGGAGUUCGAAGGGCCAGCUGCCGGAUUGUGAGCUCCUAGUAGCUCCCUUCUCUCGGCCGACUCGGCUCGAGUUGCGUCAUCGCGGGCGUGAUCCUACUCUUCUCCUGAUCGAGUCUCCGAGUCGUGAUCCUAUCAAAGAGUUCUGGGAACUCGACCUAAACAAAUCCCUGGUUUGCCGGAGAUAAAUUUAGUACUAUGUGUGAUUCAUUUCGAACAUACAAAAUCUACCAAAUUAUUAUUUUCCAACAAUGCAAAUUAGCAAUUCCACCUUCACCCAGCUGCGGGAUGCGGCUUUUCUGUCUCCCCGAGCUCCUCUGCCCGCCGCCGCGUGGUCACACUCUGAGAUCCGAAUACUCCAUUGACGCGUGGGAUCCAGGGCCCCAGUCCCCACCGAGCCACUCUGAAAUCCAGCAGGAGGAGCUCGACUGCUACCUGCCCGUCGACUUCAGCGUCUUGCUUGCUCGACGCCAGCAGUUUGUGGAGGAGAUCAGGCACAAGAGGUUCCGACCCAAGAAGAAAAAGAAAAAGAAGGGUUAUGUUCUCGGCCUGCCUUCUUGGUUUUUCGCAAAUGCCGAUGAUAACCCCCUGUCCGCCGCAGUCACCAAGGCUGAUAUCUCUUACUUGAACUGUGAGGACGAAGACAAUGCCGAGGACAGUUUCCCUGUUGCAGAGGAAGAGAAGCAUGGCGAUAAGGAGCUGAUCCCAUCUUGCGCAGUACAGAAAUAUGAUGUUGAACAAGUGGACAAAAUUAAUGAAAGAAGAGUUGAUUUGCUGACAACCUUGGUGGAGGAAAACCACAAAGAAUUUUUCAGUGGAGAGGGGAUAACAGAUUAUUUGCGUCCUCAACCUUUGUUAGCCCUCGACAAUGUCACCCACUCAUGCAUAUUGACCACAAGAUGCUACCAUCGCACAUACAGGACUGAUGAUAUCACUGAAACUGACCCGAGCUACCGAGAGCUCGAACCUGAAAACAUGGUUCAGAUUUUCUCGUUGACGUUGCCGGAGACUUAUCCUUGUUCUAUCAGUAUUUAUGGAAUCUUUGCCAUUCGGGAUGUUCUACAUCCAGGUCGAAAUUAUCUGUUUAGGCGCUCCAGAGAUAACUCCAUCACUAUUCAUCCUGGCUCUACUCUGCCUCUCAUCAGCCCUUGUCGCGGAAUCUACGCUCUAACUCGCGCUUUACUGGAUGUUGAUCUUCGGAUAAAGCAUGAUGGUGACGAUGAAUCAGCUGACGAGAAAUUCGUUGCUGGAUACUUUGAGUUGCUGGUUGAGUGCAAGUACGACAUGAGAUUUUGUCAGCGCCUUCACGAUGGCAUACGCAGCCACUUCCUGGAUGUCGAUGGCCGCUAUAUUGGAUGGAGCAUCGCAGCCACGGUAAUAGCAUCCGCUGACAUUCCUUAUCCUUGCCACGUGACGUUCAAGGCCUAUACGAGCGGUUUUGAUGACGAGAUCACGAUUUUCGAUGACCCGCAUCGUGAAGGAGAAUUGCAGUUCAGGCAUGUGGUAGCUGUGAAGGUGCUGUGUACGCUGGAGCUUUGCCUCAAACUGGACGGAAUGUGCUAUUCCCACUCUUUCAAGGCUGGGGUCGACUCGAAACCUGUCAAGUUCGGACCCAUGAAAGCGCUGGUGGUUUGGUCCGUCAUGAACCGGCACAGGUUCUGGUGGUGAUGGUUAGUGCUUGAGAAUACUACUAGUCUGUUAGGAAUAGCUAUGAAGCACACUAAUUAGCUGCUGCUUUAGCGCCUUCAGUUAAUUAUUAACGAGGUGUCCCGUAUCUAUGUCUUCUUUGACUUUGUGUCAAUUAUCGAGGUUUCUUCUGCUCUGCUCUGCUC
Messenger RNA from Lolium perenne, 2162 nucleotides. RefSeq lists its product as uncharacterized. The record is from RefSeq and is a predicted model, not a curated record. Lineage: Eukaryota; Viridiplantae; Streptophyta; Magnoliopsida; Poales; Poaceae.